Alternaria arbusti is the source of this 207-nucleotide messenger RNA. RefSeq lists its product as uncharacterized. The transcript has a single exon. The record is from RefSeq and is a predicted model, not a curated record. Bases 1 to 207 code for a protein of 68 amino acids. NCBI's taxonomy places the organism in Eukaryota, Fungi, Ascomycota, Dothideomycetes, Pleosporales, Pleosporaceae.
AUGUGUGUGCAGAGGGAGUGGAUGAAGAAGGUCGAUCGACGAGUGCCUGUUCUUGGUAUGGUCACCGAGACCAGUGACGAGCGCCAUACCGACGAGACUGAUGAGAACAGUGGUGAGACGCGUGAGGUCGGUGGAGAAUGGAAAGAGAAUGACUGGAAGAGCAUUGCCGGUACAAACGACUGUCCAUGGAACGAGCUGGAUUCCUAG